CUUAGUGUCAUCUAAUCUCUCUCUGUGUGUGUGUGACAGUUUCGCACAAGAUCGUCACGACAAGAGAGAGAGAGAAAAUAUAUAUAUACAUGGAAAACUCUGGAGAGAGUUGACAUCGCUAUAAAGAGGUAUUGUAUAUGACUACAGUAUUUUACAGGAUACUGAACUGUGUGCUCAAAUAACUUUCAGUGCUCUUUGGAACUAUUUCGAACUUUGGAACUGGAUUUCGAACUUUGGAACCGGAUUUAGAGCUUUGGAACUGGAUUUAGAGCUUUGGAACUUUAUUUAGAACUUUGGAACUUGAUUUAGAGCUUUGGAACUGGAUUUAGAACAUUGGAACUGGAUUUGGAAUUUUGGAACUCUCGAUUUUUGAUUUCCAUAAUCUCGAUCAAGUUCAACCCGUGGAAUUAUUUUGUGGAGAGAGAGCUUCGGUCUCACUCAGAUUUCCUUGCUGUCGAAGUUUCUAUUGGAUUAAUCCUUUAACUUUAACACCCCAUCGGCCUAGGUUAUUUAGGGCCAAUUCCAAUUUCUUUUUUGGGAUAAAAACUUGUUGGCAGCCGUUGGAGUUCUAACCCUUUCUGGAGUUUUAAUGUAACGGUUGAGUUGUUUUUUUAAUGUUAUCAAAUAUUUCACCAUAUCCCCUUGGUUAGUUUCUCAACCCGAACCCAAUCAUUAGCGUCACAUCUCCUCUGAAUAACGGUUCCGUUAAUAGCUCAAUCUGAUCGCCUAACACUUGCGCACAGUGGUGCAUGUGAGUGUUGGCAGUUGACAUCGUUAACCAACCGGGUCUCGGUUUGUGUAGCCGACAUCUGUUUUGUGGAUCUUCUGAGAGUUUCUCUUAAAACCCCCAUGAUGUUGCUCCUUUCCCCGGUUCUCCUCCUUCUGCUCCGCGGGGUCUUAUUCGAGGCUUCGCAGGGCAUCAUCCAGGACAGCGGCUACUAUCACCACAAUGACCCGGCACUCGGACUCACCUUUGCCGGCCAAAGAACGGUGUUCGACUCGACAGACCCAUGCCUGGUGGUGUCACCUCCCUGUAUGAACGAGGCAGACCGAUACAGUCUGGAGGCUCUGAGGAACAUCCACAGAGAGAUGGACGACGACCAGGAUGGAGGGAUAGAGGUGGAGGAGAGCGUGGAGUUCAUCAUGGAGGACAUGAAGCAGCAGCAGACCAACAAACACAGCCAUCUUCACAGAGAGGACCAACACAUCACCAUAGAGGAACUAUGGAGGGGCUGGAAGUUCUCAGAAGUCCAUAACUGGACUCAGGAUGAGGUGUUGAGGUGGCUCAGGGAGUUUGUAGAGCUGCCUCAAUACGAGAAGAACUUUAAAGACUUCAGAGUCAACGGCAACACCCUCCCCAGGAUAGCAGCCAAUGAGCCGUCGUUCCUGAGUGGCCAGCUGAAGAUCCUGGACCAGAGAGACAAACAGAAACUCAACAUCAAGGCUCUGGACGUGGUGCUGUUUGGUGCUCCUAUACGCCCACCCCAUAACUACAUGAAGGACUUGUUGCUGCUAGUGUCUGUGAUGAUGGGUGUAGGAGGCUGCUGGUUCUCCCAGGUCCAGAACAAAGCUUCUAAAGUCCACAUCUCCAAGAUGAUGAAGGACCUGGAGAGUCUGCAGAGUGCUGAGCUCAGCCUCAGAGAACUACAGGAGCAGCUGGAGCAGGCCCAGGAGGAGAAGCGUAACGUGGCGGAGGAGAAACAGAACCUGGAGGAGAAGAUGAGGGAUGAGAUCAUGGGAGCCCAGGAGGAGGCGCACAGACUCCAUCGGCUCAGAGCUGGAGCCGUCAGUCAACUGAGCAGACUGAGAUACGCAGAGGAGGAGCUGGAGCAGGUUCGGGGAGCAUUAAAGAAGGCAGAGAAGGACAUGAUGGCUUACUGGUCUGUCCCGGAGGCCCUACAGCUCUGGCUGCAGCUGACCCACGAGGUGGAGGUCCAGUACUACAACAUCAAGAAACACAGCGCUGAGCUGCAGCUGAACACGGCCAAGGAAGAGGCAGAGAAGAUCAAGAAGAAGAGGAGUUCCCUCAUGGGGACGUUCCACGUGGCUCACAGCUCCUCACUGGACGAUGUCGACACCAAGAUCCUGGAGGCCAAGAACGCCCUAUCAGAAGUCACGGCCUGCCUACGGGAGCGCCUCCACCGCUGGCAGCAGAUAGAACGUCUGUGUGGUUUCCCUCUCCUCAGGAACUCUGGCCUGGCCAGCCUGACAGCCACGCUGUAUUCAGACUCUAACUGGGUGGCGAUGCCCAGGGUGUCUGUUCCCACCUUCCCUUCCUAUCAUGAAACAAUACAAGGCUCUCUGGAGGAUCUGAUGGAAGACUCCUCAGCACCCGUCUUGGUUCCACCAAUGAAGCGCUCCCCUCGCUCUCGUGGCUCUACCUCCACCAUGUGUCGUCAACGGCGUUCUGGACACGCGUCCUCUUCCUCCUCCUCCUUCUCCGACCCUGAUAUCCUGAUCCCUAUCCACACCACGCUCCCCUGCUUUGAGGAAGAGGAGCAGAUCUUCAUCAACACCCAGCGGAGGGGAGAUUCUCAGGUAAUUUAUUCUGACAGGACCCCUCCUGUCAGCAGAAGGUCAUCAGAAACAGAAUCCCCCAUUUGUAAGAUAUCUAGAGAAGAACUGGAAGCUUCCUUGGAUGAAACCACAUCGAAGACAUCGUCUAAAGACGAGCCAGACUUUUCUUCUGUGGACAACACUGCUCCAAGGAAAAUGCAAAGAGGCAAAAGUGAGACUUCCAUGGACCCCCCCGCCAACGCAGCAGCCAAAAAGGUCUUGGGUCGUUCCAUGGACAACGUCUCAAGGAGGUCAUCCAGAGAUGAGUGUCACGAGUUUCCGUUGGAGACUCACGUCUCAAAGAAGAGGUCUCUUCUAUCUACAGACAUGAUCGGUGUGUCUCCGGACACCGGCUCCAGACAGAUGAUGAGAGAGAGCAGGGGGGAAGUCUCAUUCAACAACUCCAUGAGAGGAAGGCCCAGAGAAGAAACGGUGGCGGCCAUUGGAACUCCAACGAGAAGGAUAUCCCGAGAGGAGGUGGACCUCUUAGCCGACAGCGCUCAGAGGAGGAUGGCGAUGUCCAGAGACAAACUGACCCUUCAUCUGGACAGCAACUCUUCUCACAAGAUGCUCAGGAAGAAGAUAGAGUUCCCAGUGGAACCACCAUCCGCCGCCACGAGGAAGAUAUCGAUAGACGAACACCAUGAGAUGUGCUCUCACACUCGCAGACGAACAAACAGUGAUGAGAUUGACAGAUCCAUAGAUACUCCCACUGGAAAGAUCUACCCGGACAGGGUCGACAGGGACCCGGAAACCCCCAAACAGAGGAUAUCCAGGGAGGAGUAUGCAGAGUCGUCCCAAGUGGGUCACGGUCCGCAGGUUUUGGAUUGGGGUCAGUUCGGACAACCUGACCUCACCUUGUCCACGCCAUGGAAACAAACCCCGACCCCUGACCCUUAUACCUCCGACCACCUGACCGAACUGGUGUAUGACGGAAUUCUGGAGAAGUCCUGUAUCACCCCAGCAACGACCCCAGCAACAACCCCUGACCUGCCCCAGAGGAUCACGGAAGGAGGAGAGCGAGAAGGGAAUCCUCCUGUUCCGCCUCCGAGGAGUGGCCGGUCCCUAAACACGUUGCCCCCGGAGAUGAGAGGCGAGAGGCACCAAAAGGACAAAGACAAAAGCGCCAAGUCGUCCAAACUCAAGAACCUUUUUAAGAAGAGGAAAGAUCAUACCCCAGAACGGCCACAAGGGGGCCUGAACAAUCUCUGACCGUUAACUGGAAUUUAAACACUUUUUUAUGUUCAUUUUUUUAACCAGGGAAGUCUCUUGAGGUUAUGAAACUCUUGUUUUUUUUUUUUUAAAGAGAGAGAUCUGGAAAGACGUCAGCCAGGAAAAGCUGAGAGGAAACAUGAACAUUAGUCUUAUAGAUUUGAUUUUCUAAAAACCGGGAUUACAUGUUUGGCUGGGAUUACAUGUUUGACUGGGAUUACAUGUUUGUAAUGGCUGGGAUUGACUGGGAUUACAUGUUUGUAAUGGCUGGGAUUGGCUGGGAUUACAUGUUUGAAAGAUAAAAACAUGAGCAAUAGGAUUGAUAUAUUUUUUCAAAGCCAACAAAGAGUAAUUUUUGAAACCCAGAAAAAAUACUGUUCUGGACGAUUAAAACGCAGAUUGCCGGACAACAUGUUAUUUUGGCAAUGGCUAGUCAAUGGGCAGGUACCAAACUCUUGAGUUGACAUAGCAGUCUCUAACACUGAUUAAACUCAUACUAGACGGAAUACUCUGAAAACAGGAAGACAGUCGUUGCUAUAGUUUCGGUACCAUUUUGGUACUACAAAGCAGAAUCAAUUAACCAUCUAACUUUGAUAAAUAACCAGAAAUAACUAUUGAUUUUCUGGUUCAUUAAGAAAAGCUAAACUUAGAUAUGUGUGUCUUUGGUUGUCUUUGGUUGUUAAAGGUAUAAAAAGCUAUUUUCAUAACGUUUAGGUAAGUUAGCUGGCUAACUCAUUGAUCCUGCUUUUGUAGUAUACCCCUCUGGCCGGAUGUCCUCAGAGGGACAAAGAGGAUGAAAGGGUGUAAGAUAACCUACGGUGCCCAAAUGUUGUCUCUGCAAGGAAGUCUUAAUAAGUAGACCAAUGACGGGUGACUCGUUUCAGCUUCAUUUGGAAGCAGUGUGAUCCCAUACUAUGUUUGAUCGCCUCCUAUGUUCAGCGUUGGGUGUUUAGAGCUGAGCUUUUUAUUUCUUGACAGGGGAGCAUUUCUUCGGAGCUCUUCUCCUGUACGAUAGAAGCAACUGUAGUUUAUUUGGAUUGGGGGAGUGCAGUCACAGUGCUGUACAGUGGUUCCUAGACCUUUUUAUCAGUGCAGUCACAGUGCUGUACAGUGGUUCCUAGACCUUUUUAUCAGUGCAGUCACAGGGCUGUUCAGUGGUUCCUAGACCUUUUUAUCAGUGCAGUCACAGUGCUGUUCAAUGGUUCCUAGACGGUUUCCUCAGUGCAGUCACAGGGCUGUUCAGUGGUUCCUAGACCUUUUUAUCAGUGCUGUUCAGUGGUUCCUGGACGGUUUCCUCAGUGUAGUCACAGGGCUGUUCAGUGGUUCCUAGACCUUUUCCUCAGUGCAGUCACAGGGCUGUUCAGUGGUUCCUAGACCUUUUUAUCAGUGCUGUUCAGUGGUUCCUGGACGGUUUCCUCAGUGUAGUCACAGGGCUGUUCAGUGGUUCCUAGACCUUUUCCUCAGUGCAGUCACAGGGCUGUUCAGUGGUUCCUAGACCUUUUUGUCAGUGCAGUCACAGUGCUGUUUAAUGGUUCCUAGACCUUUUCCCCAGUGCAGUCACAGGGCUGUUCAGUGGUUCCUAGACCUUUUUAUCAGUGCAGUCACAGGGCUGUUCAGUGGUUCCUAGACCUUUUCCCCAGUGCAGUCACGGAGCUUUGCUUGGGGGAGAUUUCUAGUAUGUGUACGGUUGCAACAUUUAGAUAACUUUCCCAAAUUCCCAGAUUUUCCUGGAAUCCUGGUCAGAAGAUUCCCAGAAUCUAGAGGGAAAAUCGGGAAUAUUCCAACCAGGAUUCCUGGAAAACCUGGAAAUGAAUGUUUAAAAAAAAAAUUAACUAUGCUAUUCAGUUAAGAACAAAUUCUUAUUUACAAUGAUGGCCUAGGAACAGGUGGUUUAACUGUCUUGUUCAGGGGCAGAACGACAGAUUGUUUUACCUUGUCAGCUCGGGGAUUUGAUCAAGCAACCUUUCGGUUAGUGGCCCAACUCUCUAACCACUAGGCUACCUGUUGCUUUUUGUUUCUUUUGGAACUGAGCUUUGAGAAAGGAUGUGAUUUAGAAAAAAACAUAAUUAAUUAAAUGAGCUUGUUUUUGAGAAUUGUUCUGUUCUUUGUGGAAGUUCAGUUUUUCUUUUCAAGGUGAUUCGUUUACUGAUUUUAUUUGAAGGUGCCUUUGGGGGGUAGUUUCUCAAAACUUUUAUCUAAAAAAAAAUGUUCAUGACAUCUUUUACUUGUUUGUUAAUUAAAUAUAAUUUAUUUUAUUGACCGUUUUACAGUCUUAGGUUUCUAGGAUAGAGUCAAAUAUAUCUAAAGAAAGUCUUGACCAAGUCUAGGUCCUCAGAAAAGGACCUGCACUAAAAUACUUUGAAAGGAAACUUUGUAUGCAUUG
Molecule: messenger RNA, 6151 nt
Organism: Salvelinus fontinalis (brook trout)
Lineage: Eukaryota; Metazoa; Chordata; Actinopteri; Salmoniformes; Salmonidae
Product: stromal interaction molecule 2-like
Exons: 12
Coding region: 850-3768 (972 amino acids)
Biological process (GO): intracellular calcium ion homeostasis; activation of store-operated calcium channel activity; store-operated calcium entry
Cellular component (GO): plasma membrane; endoplasmic reticulum
Molecular function (GO): calcium ion binding; protein binding; calcium channel regulator activity
Source: RefSeq, a predicted model, not a curated record